AUGUGUGAAAGUUUAACAUUAAAGAUCAUGAACGGAUUCUUCCCACAUAAAGAGGUACACAAGUUUACAUGGCUCCAAAGAACAAGAAGGCUUAGCUCUAUAAUUGACUAUAUGAUCCUGCGACAAAAUUCAAUUUUAAAAACCAAUGACGUUAGGGUAUAUCGUGGCAUAGAGUGCGGUUCUGACCAUUAUCUGUUGAUGGCCAAAGUGGUAAUUAAUUACAGGAGCUCACAAAAGGAGAGAGAAGAGCACAAGGGCAACCAAGGAAAGGUAGAUUCGGUUAAUUACAACUUGAUAGUCUCAGGCAUGAAUCAGUACAAUUUCUUUUAUAAACUUAGACUGGCUUCAAAAUUACAAAAUAUACAAAUGGAACAAAUUAAUACCGAAGAGUUAUAUAAAACCAUUAAAGACUCUAUACAUCAAGCAGCCGAAGAAGCUUUAGGACAUCAAAAAUAUCGAUGUACACAAAAUCCGGAAUGGUGGUCUGAGGAAUUGGAAGAGCUUACAAAGAAUAAAAAGAAAGCUUAUCAGAAGUGGCUACUUACAGAAAACCCUGAGGAUCAGAUAGCAUACAAACGUUGUAAUAGAGAAGUUAAAAGAAUUGUACGCGAAAAGAAAAAUGAAAGUUGGGACAGGAAAUGCGAACACAUCGAAAGGUAUAUGGGCGGAUCAAAAGUAUCAGAGGCGUGGAAAGCAAUUAAAAAUAUUCGACGAGAAAAUAAGCAAUCUGCUCAUAUAGAUAUGAUAAAUAUGGAAAAAUGGCAAGAAUAUUAUAAGAUUUUACUCACAGAAGAUCGAGAACACUUCAUAGAACCAACAGAAGAAAUUAAAAUCACACAGGUGGACACAGACAACAUAAAUAUAAAUGAAAUAGAAAAAGCUCUUAGGAAUAUAAAAAGUGGCAAGGCCUCAGGACCAGGAAACAUUCCCAUUGAACUGGUAAAACACGGACCAAUCAUACUACUGGAAGUUUUGGCAGAACUUUUUAACAGAUGUCUCAUACGAGGAGAUGAUAUUCCUACAGACUGGAGCAUAUCAUAUAUUAGUUCCAUCCAUAAGAAAGGAGAUAUGAAGGUGUGUGAAAACUAUAGAGGUAUCAGUGUCACCAGUUGUAUGGUAGAAUUCUGA
Sitophilus oryzae (rice weevil) is the source of this 1128-nucleotide messenger RNA. RefSeq lists its product as uncharacterized. The transcript has a single exon. The coding region runs from base 1 to 1128 and encodes 375 amino acids. NCBI's taxonomy places the organism in Eukaryota, Metazoa, Arthropoda, Insecta, Coleoptera, Curculionidae. The record is from RefSeq and is a predicted model, not a curated record.